This is a messenger RNA of Trichomonas vaginalis G3, 2190 nucleotides long. RefSeq names its product guanylate cyclase protein. The coding region runs from base 1 to 2190 and encodes 729 amino acids. Lineage: Eukaryota; Parabasalia; Trichomonadida; Trichomonadidae. The record is from RefSeq and is a predicted model, not a curated record. The transcript has a single exon.
AUGCUUAGCAAGGCAGAAUGGGGAUUAUACUACUUCGUAUUGUUUGCAGGAAUAUGCAUUGUUGUAUUUUUAUUAUCAUACUUAUUCAUCAAGAGAAGAGAACGCUCAUACUUAAGAAUUUUAGAUGAAAUUGAGUCAACAAAUGAAGUAAGUAUGAUCAGCACGAAGAAGUUCAAGCAACUUGUGAUUACAGGUUUCAUGUAUAGCCACCCAAGUUGUGUUGACUUCUCAAUAUUUAAAUUGGCGAUCAACCAAUGGCGUGAACACUUAGACAUUUGGGCAGUCUAUGCAAAGUUUGCCGCAAUUUAUCCUGAAAACACUUCCACACUUUUAUUCAUCAUUCAAAAUGUGAACUUGAUCAACAACAAAUCAAAAUUAGCCAAGAUUGUUUGCUCAAAUGCAUCUUACAUAACCAAGACAAGAGAAACAAGAUACACACCUGAAUUGAAGAGCAAAGUCUCAAAGCUUAUGAAACAAUUUUCGAAAACCAGAAACCAGCUGAGAAAUAUUUGGGACUUAAUUCUCCAAGGUUCAGUAAAUGAAAUGAGUCCUGCAAUUGUUAAUGCUUACCAAAGCGUGAAAGAGUCUGAAGUAGAAGUUAAUUAUCUUAAAAUGUUAUAUCCAAAUAACAGAUUUGUUUAUAGAAACUAUGCAAAGUUCCUUCACGAUAUCAAAGGUGAUGCAAUUGGAUAUAAGAAGAGUAUUGAUGAUAUUGCAAGACUUCAAAGAGGAAUCAGAAUUGUAGAAGACACUAUUAACUAUCUUGGAAUGCAAGCAUUUCCAAAGAUUCCAGAUUACUUAGUUGCUUCGGAUACAAUUAAAAACAAUCCAACGGCAGAAAACACAGAAUCUUUUGCUAUGGAGCAAGAAACAAUUGAAGAUGAUGUCAACAUUGAAGCUAUUGAAUCAAUAUCAAAGCAAAUCAACAAUCAUACAAUUCCUUCUAUCAGAUUCAUGAAGUUAUCAACAAUUGUUUGCUUUAUUAUCUUCACAAUUAUCCCAAUAAUCUGUGCAAACCUUUUAUUUGAUCCAUUUGCCAAUGAACUAAGACAGCCAAUUUAUUACAUGAAAGGAAUUGCAUUCUGCAGAAAUCUUAUCAAUAUAAUGCCUGCUGUUAUUGGAAAGUACAUGAUGGAAAAAUUAAUUGAUCCAGCAACAGGCAAUCACAUGAUGGAUAGACUACAUUUAAUUGAUAAUUUCCCAAUGUCCGCAUAUGGAGAUUACAGAAAUUCUGUAGAUAUAGUCAGAUACUUUGCACAAUCUGUUUCGGCAGCAAGUCAACAAAUGUCAGGUCUUAGAUCGUUUAAGAUUGGUGAUAAACACAUUGAAAAAGUCAGAGAUUAUAUUUUUGCAAACUCGCAAUAUUUCUUCUUCUACUUGACAGUUAAGAAUUUUACAAAAUCAAGAUCAUCAUCGAAUGAAAUCUCUUAUAUGAUUGCAAAUCAUGUAGGAAAGUUGUUAGAUCUUCCAGAAAUCACUCCAGAUGUUGUUAAAGGUCCCGAUUCAUUGAUUGCGAGGAAUAAUAAUAACCUUCCAACAGCUGCUAAGAAUUCAGCCCUUGAAGAAAUGAUUAAUUAUAUCAAAGAUUACCAUGAAUUGCAUGACAAGUUCCUACUUGCAAUUUUGUUAUCUUUAAUAUCGAUUAAUGUAAUUACUUAUAUAUUUAUAGCAUUCUAUAUGUUACAUAUAUUAAAGUUCAACAGAGAACAAACUUUGGGAGUUCUCACAACACUUCCAAAGACAGUAGUUUCCAAUAUUUCAUACUCAUUAAAUAAACUCAAAGAUGGAUCGGAUAAAUCCAUGAACACAGACUCCAUGAAGGAUGCCGAAAUUAGUCGCCAAGAAGAAUCAAUAAUUAAAUUAUUCUCUUCAAUUACUGAUGGAUCAACUUCCACUUCAAUGCACACUUUAAUUUUGUAUUGCUUGCUUUUCAUUGUAAUUGCUACUUGCGGUGCAUAUUAUCUUAUGAUUGAUCAAUAUUCAGAUUCAUUAACUACUCUUGUCCAUAAUUGCCACCACAUAAACUAUCUGUACGGAUCUAUAACAUUCUUAUAUAUUCAAUUAUGGCAAGAUUAUUUAAGAUUAUUAUUGAAAAGAGCGGCCCAGAAUUUGAAGGUUCAUGCAUCAGUGUCUCAGAUGAAAUUUCGAAUAUCCAGAGGAUUUUACCACUACAAGCAACAUAUUUCCUGA